AUGGGACUUGAGGAGCAACUAGUGCAGGCCUGCGAGCGCAGCGACGCACCUGCUGUGGCGCGCCUGCUGCAGCAGGGGGCCAACCCUGCAGCCGCUGUGACCGACCCUUCCAGCUACCACUACCAGUGGAAGCCCCUGCACACCACCAUCUACAACGCCAAGGGGAGCUCCCAGGUGGUGGAGCUGCUGGUGAGCCAGCAGGGCGUGGACGUCAACGAGCCCACCGCCAACCCGCAGCACACCACCCCGCUGCACAUCACGGCUUGGCACUGCCCCUCCCUGGUGCCCCUACUGCUGAAGCAUGGGGCACGAGUGAACGCCACAGACGGCUACAGGCAGACCGCGCCGCAUGAUGCAGCGUUCCACGGCCAUGCCGAUGCCGUGGCGGCGCUGCUGUAG
Molecule: messenger RNA, 399 nt
Organism: Chlorella variabilis
Lineage: Eukaryota; Viridiplantae; Chlorophyta; Trebouxiophyceae; Chlorellales; Chlorellaceae
Exons: 2
Coding region: 1-399 (132 amino acids)
Molecular function (GO): protein binding
Source: RefSeq, a predicted model, not a curated record